UCUGCCGGGAGAGGGGGCGGAGGCUGCGUCGCGCUUCGCUCUGCCGCUCAAUAGCUGCCGCGGCAUGAACGGCGGAGCCCCGGGGGCUGGCAGCGGGGACGGGUCCCGCAGGGACUGCCUGCGGACCUACCCGGUGCUGCCAGUGUGGGUGGUGGAGGACCAUCAGGACGUGCUGCCUUUCAUCUAUCGGGCCAUUGGUUCAAAGCAUCUUCCUGCCAGCAACAUCAGCUUUGUUCAUCUUGAUUCCCAUCCAGACCUUCUCAUUCCUGUGAAUAUGCCUGCAGACACUGUAUUUGACAAAGAAGCUCUUUUUAAUGAAUUAAGUAUUGAGAACUGGAUAAUGCCUGCUGUUUAUGCUGGCCAUAUUUCUCAAGUACUAUGGCUUCACCCACCCUGGGCUCAGCAGAUCUCAGAAGGCAAACAUCAAUUUUUAAUUGGGAAAGAUGUAUCAACAACUACAAUCAGGGUUACAGGUACAGAUCAUUACUUUUUAAGUGAUGGUCUUUAUGUCCCUGCUGACCAGCUAGAAAACCAGAAGCCUUUAAAUUUACAUGUCAUUCUCAUCAGUCCUACUGAAACAUCAAACAGACAGGAAGAAAAUGGUGAAGUAGCAGCUGCUAAGAGAUUGAAGCUAAAUACGGGUGACGCAGCAAACAUCGCUUCUGCCUCUUCAUCAGUGGCUCCUGGUAACCUCGAUCACAGCACUCCGAGUCUGAAGAAAAAGGAAGUACAAAAUGCAAGUGGCCUAAACAAGGCAGAAACAUUGUCAGAGUGCCCAGCUUCAAGCUGUCUCAGAAACAAUGAAUGCCCAGUAAGGGGAGUUAUUAAAGAUAUCUGCCAAGUACUGCAGAAAGGUGACCCAUAUGUUUUAGACAUCGACUUAGAUUUCUUUUCAGUUAAAAACCCUUUCAAAGAAAUGUACACACAGACAGAAUAUGAGCUUUUGCAAGAGUUGUACAAUUUCAAGAAGCCUGAGAGAAAUGCAACAGAGGAGAGCUUGCUGGAUUGUGUAGAAAGCCGUGUUCAUCAGCUGGAAGAUUUGGAAGCAGCAUUUGCAGAUUUGUGUGACAAUGACGAUGAAGAGACCCUACAGAAGUGGGCUUCCUAUCCUGGAAUGAAGCCACUUGUUCAACUAGUUCACAGUUUGAAAAGCAGGAUGGAAAGCCCAGACUAUGAAAUGGUCCAUCAGGCUGGGCUGACCUGUGAUUAUAUGGAGCUUCCUCACCAUGUUAGCACUGAAGAGGAGAUGGAAGGCCUCAUACAGUCCAUUAAAGUUCUACUAAAAGAUCUGCCGAAGCCCACACUUGUGACAGUUGCUCGAUCGAGUUUGGAUGACUAUUGCCCUCCAGAGCAGGUUGACAUCAUUCAAGAGAAGGUUCUCAAUUUACUGGGUUCAGUGUAUGGCACUCUGGAUGUGCACUUAGAUUACUUGAGCACCUCACCUUCUUUGUGACCUUUCUUUAUGCAUUGCCCUUUAAUGCAGUGGAUUCAUUUAAAUUGCGUAUUAGCUCUGGCUGCAAGAGGAAAAAUGCUGCUCUUUCAGCAGCAGGUGGCACUACAACCCAGGCUGACCAAGAGCUAGACUUCAGUGGUAUUGCUUUUUUCAACUCAAGCUGCAUAUGAACUGUUGUCACUUCAGCUUUCUUCAAACUAGUUUUGUGACUAAUGCUUUCACUGUCUUGCUUGAUUUUAAAAUUAGUGCAAGAGAAAGUAAUUAUUUUUUUGUCCAUAAAAUGUACUUUUUUUCCACCUUUUGUUUGUGUUUUAAGGUUUAGUCUGUUUGAUUUGUUUUGGGUUUUACCUGUAAGACAAUAAAAUCUAAAAAUAGAUGGAAACAUGUAAUUAAAUAUCAUUUCUAUUUACAAACCAUUGCAUUAACAUUGCUUUAUUUUGCCUUAGAGUAUUUCACUGAUGACUCAAAUAAUAAUCCUAAUGUGUAGACAUUGACUUGGUACCUUCAUUUUUAUGUGGUUUGAGGAUAAAAAGUAUGCAUGCAUAUGCAUGCUUAUAUUUGUUGAAUUCUGCAAGAAGUUGAAUUGAUCUUUUCUUCAUAAAAAAGUAUUAACUUCACUGAAGUCAGCAGCAAAACCUUCUCUCUCAGGCUUUCCCUUACUUCAGUCUCAUUAUUUGGAUAAUAACACUUUUAGAGCCACUGAACAGAGAAAGUAAUCUGGAUCUGGAAAAAACAGCCACUUUCAGAGGUUAAAAAAAACCCCACACCACCACAUAGGAUCUGAGAGUGAAACUGAAAUGAGAAAGAGAAAAUACCACCUAAAAAAUUCUUUUAAGUUUUGCUUGUAAUUAAUUUGUUAAUACUAGGAUUUGCUCUACAAAGACUUUGUGCACUUACAAAUUUCUACCUCUUUGGUUAAGAUAAAGGCCAAUAUUGUAAAUACAUAAUUAUUUAAAAAUAUUUAUUCCAGUAAAAUAAAUUCUGUGACCUGUUUGCUUUGU
This is a messenger RNA of Pogoniulus pusillus (Red-fronted tinkerbird), 2454 nucleotides long. It is a transcript of the gene C21H5orf22, whose product is annotated as chromosome 21 C5orf22 homolog. Bases 65 to 1453 code for a protein of 462 amino acids. The record is from RefSeq and is a predicted model, not a curated record. The transcript is spliced from 9 exons. NCBI's taxonomy places the organism in Eukaryota, Metazoa, Chordata, Aves, Piciformes, Lybiidae.